CCCCUCCUCCUCCUGUAGUUGAGUCCGCAACAUCCUGACUAGCCGAGCCUGGUGAUCGCAGGCAGCGGCAAGCCCCCACAAGACGGAUGAAUUAGAAAACCUGCUGAAACCACCCCCUUUAAAAAAAACAACCAUAAUCAUCCUCUAUAUUGAAGAGUCUGGCUUCAAACACCGCUGCCCCCAUCUUAACCGCGUGAGGCGGAUACAAGGUUCACCAUGGGGAUCAAGGCUGCCCUCCCCAGAUAUGAGCUGUAUCUCUACACAGCUGUGCUUGCUGCGGCCAUGAUAUGGGCAGGCAGUUGGAUAUCUGAAGCUUCAAGUGAGAAUAUGAACAGGAAGGCCUUCAAAGAAAGCGUAAAACCUGGAUGGCAUUACUUUGGCAGGAAAAUGGACGUUGCAGACUUCGAGUGGAUGAUGUGGUUCUCUACAUUCCGCAAUCAUAUCCUUUUUGCUCUCAUGGGUCACGUUGUCUUUGCCAAGAUAUUCACCCUUUUAGCUCCAAAGAUUGGUAUUGAUGGAUGUAAGCACAGAUCCUUGAUCUUUGGUGUGUACGGUUGUUUGGCAGUGCUGAUCACAAUGGGCUGGACCUUCAUGGCCCUGGUCCUGUCUCACUGCCUGGUACUCUACAGCCUCGCCCUGGUCAAGAAGAAGUGGCUGGUCUUUGCGGCUGGCCUUACCACGUUGGCCUCCAUUAAGCUGGAGCCCUAUAACUCCUGGCAGGAAGCCUUGGUGACAGGCUCUUUCGACCUGCAGGACAUCCUGUUUUAUGGAGGCUGCGGCUUCAGCAUCAUGCGCUGUAUGAGCUUUGCCUUGGAGAACUGCGAGAGGAAGGACGGCAACUACACAUUCUCCGACCUGCUGCGAUACAACUUCUACCUCCCGUUCUUCUUCUUUGGACCUAUCAUGACUUUUGACAGGUUCCAUGCCCAGGUGAACAACAUCCAGCUGACCCGCAAGGAAAGGGAGCUGUGGAACAUCACCACCAAGGCCUUGCUGCAUCUGGGGGUUAUUCUGGUGGUGGAUGUCUUCUUCCACUACCUUUACAUCUUGACUAUUCCCAGUGACAUGAAGCUGGUCUCCAAGCUUACUGACUGGAGCCUGGCUGGUCUGGCUUAUUCCAAUCUGGUGUAUGACUGGGUGAAAGCUGCCGUGAUGUUCUGUGUCAUCAACACUGUGGCUACACUGGACCACCUUGACCCUCCUCAGCCUCCCAAGUGCAUCACCAUGCUCUACGUCUUUGCUGAGACGCACUUUGACCGAGGCAUCAAUGACUGGCUGUGCAAGUAUGUUUACGACUACAUCGGUGGGGAUCACGAUAAAAUCUUCAAGGAGCUCCUGGCGACCAUCUGCACCUUCGCCAUCACCACCUUGUGGCUUGGCCCGUGUCAGCUGGUUUACAUCUGGUCCUUUUUCAACUGCUUCGGCCUUAACUUUGAGCUGUGGGUGGCCAAGUUGUUCUCCAUUCCGCCUUUUUCUACCAUUGAAGGCUUGAUGGGUGAAGGCAUGUCACGCAGAAUCCGAGGUCUUUUCAACGCUGCCAACUUCUGGACCAUUAUCCUCUACAAUGUCCUCGCCCUGAACAGUUUGGAGUUUGCCAAACUGGUGGGAAGACGGCUGAUUUUUAAAGGUUUCCCUCUGUCGACCAUCUCUGUGCUACUGGUGACCUACUGUGGCGUGCAGCUGGUGAAGGAAAAGGAGAGACAACAAGCCCUGCUGGACGAUCCGGAGCCGGUGAAGGCCGUAGACGGGGGCAAAGAAAAAGCAGAAUGAACCAGACCGAAAAAAACGGAUGUCACAGACUUCACGGUCAACAGCCCCCACCGACCCCCUUCUCACCUCCAGCCCCAUACACAUUGUUCUGUCCUUGGCUUUGCGAGCUGUACCUAUCCGGACUGUAACAGCCAGUCAGCAACUGAAUUGCUCAUAAGCCUAUAUUUGUUGCCUUUGUCACAAGCAAGGCAGCAUUUUGAACUGUGAAAUGUCCUCAAGUGCACUUGAUGUAGAUAGUCAUCACGUCUUUUGGAACAUAUCCACCAACCUGCAAUAUGUAUUUUAGCUGCACAAAAGAGUGUUCAACAAAUGCUAGAUCUGCUAGAUAUUUUAGAAUGCUAAACUUAAUAAUGUAGAUGAAGAAAACAACAUUGUUAAGGAAAGACUAAUUUUCUGUUUGGAUGUCUCCUCUGUUCUCUUAUGAUUUUUUUCAGAUUAGGAUAGCUAUCCUUGUUUUUUUAAACAUCAUUUAUCAUUCAUUUAUCUUCUUCUAACUUCUAAUUUUUCAUUAGAAGUUUAAGCAUUACAAUGUUGACCAUUCUGAACGUUUGAAAAACUUGAAAUCAGGGUGCAUGGAGUACAAUGUAGAAAAUAAACCAAGGGUGUAUUGGAGGUCCUCCACAUGGCUUGCAGUUGAAUUUAAAGCAUAUUUGCUCUAAUGUUAUGAAGCACAACUAUAAGUCUAAAGGUAGAGAAUAGUUAGUGAAUGGAGAAUGUUUUAGCUCUAUUGAACGUAUUUAAAACGUCCAGAGAGCUUACUACCUUACCUGCUCUCUUAAGCGUGCCUUUUCACUGUCUUUCCUCGUCCCUCUUUGAUACAAUCCAGGCAGCUCAGUGCUCUGUGAAAAGCCACAGGCACCUUCAUUGAAUGUGGGUCACUCUCUUAUCCUGCCUGCCACCAAAACCUGCUGUCUGUAUUUCAUGCAGCAGGAGAGAAAAAAAUAAUGUUUAGGGAAGAUUGUAAUGCCUUUUCCCAUUUGUGGGUUUUUUAUUCAAAGGAGUUUGUUUCAACUUAAAAUAAAGUCUUGUCUCAUCCAAAAGUGA
This is a messenger RNA of Pungitius pungitius (ninespine stickleback), 2814 nucleotides long. Its product is annotated as protein-cysteine N-palmitoyltransferase HHAT-like protein. The transcript has 13 exons. The record is from RefSeq and is a predicted model, not a curated record. Gene Ontology annotation, biological process: negative regulation of N-terminal protein palmitoylation. The coding region runs from base 217 to 1770 and encodes 517 amino acids. NCBI's taxonomy places the organism in Eukaryota, Metazoa, Chordata, Actinopteri, Perciformes, Gasterosteidae. Gene Ontology annotation, cellular component: endoplasmic reticulum. Gene Ontology annotation, molecular function: acyltransferase activity.